CGGGAGCCGGCCGGAGUCGGGAAGCGUGGCACGCGUCGCAGCCGCGCCAGGGCUCGCGGUGCCUCUGUUGCCGCCGCCGCCGCCUCGGUCGUGCUCUCUGUCUCCCUCCGCCCGGGCGGCCGCCCUUGCGCCGCGCUCCGUCGACCGCGUGUUCGAGAGACCAGCCCGACGGCAUUGAGAGGCAAAAUGGUCCAUGCUGAAGCAUUUUCACGUCCCCUGAGCCGCAAUGAAGUGAUCGGGUUAAUUUUUCGUUUAACCAUAUUUGGUGCUGUAACGUAUUUUACCAUUAAAUGGAUGGUUGAUGCCAUUGAUCCAACCAGAAAGCAAAAAGCAGAAGCUCAGAAACAGGCUGAAAAACUAAUGAAGCAAAUUGGAGUGAAAAAUGUCAAGCUUACUGAAUACGAAAUGAGUAUUGCUGCACAUCUUGUAGACCCACUUAGCAUGCAUGUGACCUGGAGUGAUAUUGCAGGCUUAGAUGAUGUUAUUACAGAUUUAAAAGACACUGUCAUUUUGCCCAUCAAGAAGAAAUACUUGUUUGAGAAUUCCAGGCUCUUACAGCCACCAAAAGGGGUGCUUCUCUAUGGCCCUCCGGGUUGUGGCAAAACUCUGAUCGCCAAAGCUACAGCAAAGGAAGCAGGUUGUCGAUUCAUUAAUCUCCAACCUUCCACACUGACUGACAAAUGGUAUGGGGAGUCUCAGAAACUGGCUGCUGCUGUCUUUUCCCUUGCUGUAAAGCUCCAACCAUCCAUCAUUUUUAUCGAUGAAAUAGAUUCCUUCUUACGAAGUCGGUCGAGUUCUGACCAUGAAGCUACAGCUAUGAUGAAAGCUCAGUUCAUGAGUCUGUGGGACGGGCUGGACACUGACUAUAACUGCCAAGUCAUAGUGAUGGGAGCCACCAACCGUCCUCGGGAUCUUGACUCUGCAAUCAUGAGAAGAAUGCCAACCCGGUUUCACAUCAACCAGCCGGCUCUGAAACAAAGAGAAGCAAUCUUGAAGCUAAUUUUGAAAAACGAAAAUGUGGACAGGCACGUAGAUCUUCUGGAAGUUGCUAAAGAGACUGACGGUUUCUCAGGCAGUGACCUGAAGGAAAUGUGCCGGGAUGCAGCACUGCUGUGUGUCAGGGAAUACGUUAACUCUGCCUGUGAGGAGGAGACCCAUGACGAAGAUGAAAUUCGGCCCGUGCAGCAGCAGGAUCUCCACCGGGCAAUUGAGAAGAUGAGGAAAUCAAAGGACGCCACGCUGCAGAACGUUUUGAUGCACGUUAGUUUAGAUUAAGACAAAAGGAGCACAGGAGUGGUUUCAGCCAUAAUUUCAUUUGACUUCUGUAAUCAAUUAGCAAAAAACAUGAGGGGUUGGAGCAGGGAGAUGUUCCUUGAGUCCUACUUCUGGGAAUUGUUUUUAUACAACAAAUUCUAAGUUAUUGAGAUUCUGUUAUGCACAACUAGAGGUGUACCAGUGGGUCAGGAAGCAGAACAGUGAGAGCCCAGGCCACGCACUUGGGCUUGGCCCAUAACCUGCAGCUCGACACAGCUGUAUCGGAGGCCCGGAGGCGGGUGGGCCAGCGCUCCCAGCCCACGUCACUGUACCUGCCAGCCUCUGUGUACGUGUCUCAUGUAUAUAGCCACACUUUUUUUUUUAAAAACAUAUAUAUAUAGACAUAAUCUCUAGAUAACUUGAGUAUGAAAAUCUUUUCUACUUACUGAAGUGAACCAAAUGUGCAGAUGUAUAGAUUAAAGGUUUGUCAAUACUCAACUUGCUUUUAUUCCUUCCCAUUAGUAAGUAGCAAAUACGAAGGUAGAAAUUCCGCUUCUAGAGGCAAAAUUGGAAACGUUACUGAUUUCUCUUUCAUGUGACCACUUGAAAUCUGGUGCCAUUUAGUAAACAUAAUCAACACCU
Messenger RNA from Colius striatus (speckled mousebird), 1896 nucleotides. RefSeq names its product ATPase family AAA domain containing 1 (gene ATAD1). Gene Ontology annotation, cellular component: mitochondrial outer membrane. Gene Ontology annotation, molecular function: ATP hydrolysis activity; ATP binding. The transcript is spliced from 10 exons. Bases 187 to 1275 code for a protein of 362 amino acids. NCBI's taxonomy places the organism in Eukaryota, Metazoa, Chordata, Aves, Coliiformes, Coliidae. The record is from RefSeq and is a predicted model, not a curated record.